AACAAAUUGGCGACGGGGUUUUACCUUAAUUCAUUGCAGUUAUAGCAAGCAAACGACGACAGUUUUUAUUCUGUUCAGCGCAGCUAUAUAACAUUUUUGACUGUGUUAAUUACAACCCAAUUACAAUGUCUAUCUCUCUGGACGAUCUCAAAUCUAUCUUGCAGCAGCAGCAAGUUCAGAAUGAAGCAGCUCAACUAAAAUUAAUCGAAGCUCUCACUCAGAAGCUGUCCAUUCAAGUUCCAUCAACAUCUCAUUCUGACAAAUAUGAAAGCAUCUCAAAUUCCAUCAGUGAGUUCAACUACGACCCAAUAUCUGGUCUCGUAUUUGAUGCAUGGUUCAAUCGUUACGAAGACGUUUUCCGUAUUGAAUGCUACAUGUUUGAUGAUGCUGCCAAAGUCCGAUUGUUACUAAGAAAACUUGGUACUGUUGAGCACAACAGAUAUGUUAACUUCAUUCUGCCUAAGAACCCACUUGACAAAAAUGCCUUCCGAUGAUUAUGUCACUUACGCUGGCAAAGUGAACAAGGAAUGUGAAAGGUUCAAACCACACGAAAUGACAUCAGAUCAGUUCAAGUGUUUGAUUUUUAUUUGUGGGUUGAAGAACCCAGAAGAUACUGACAUACGAACUCGACUUCUGUCACUCGUGGAACAAGACCCGAAAAUGACUUUACAAAUGGU
Trichobilharzia regenti is the source of this 677-nucleotide messenger RNA. The record is from the annotation of a GenBank genome assembly. Lineage: Eukaryota; Metazoa; Platyhelminthes; Trematoda; Strigeidida; Schistosomatidae.